Apus apus (common swift) is the source of this 1614-nucleotide messenger RNA. RefSeq names its product transmembrane protein 82 (gene TMEM82). NCBI's taxonomy places the organism in Eukaryota, Metazoa, Chordata, Aves, Apodiformes, Apodidae. The transcript has 6 exons. The record is from RefSeq and is a predicted model, not a curated record. Bases 266 to 1243 code for a protein of 325 amino acids.
GGGAAUUAGGUGAUGCUGAGGUGGGGGGGUUGGAGGUGCUGGUGGUUCCCCAGCCCCAGCAUGUGAAUCCCAUCACUCCAUCUUCUCCCCACCAUCAUUUUCUCCUCCACCGGGGCAGCUGGAGCCCCGCCUGGAGGAGCUGAGCUCCAGCUGCCCUCGCUUGCCCCGGCAAUGAUUGACUAGCCCGGGGGGGGCCGCUCCCAGCCUCCGCCCCGCGGACCUUGGAGCCGGGGCCUGGUCACGCCGUGGUUCCUCUCCACGGGAAAUGUUUUCUCUGGGGUCCUGGUUGCCACCGUUGCCCGGGCUGGCGUGGGGCUGGGCACUGCUGGAUGCGCUCCUGCAAGGGUUGGUGGGUGCCUGUGCUGUCUCGGUGCUCUGCAGCCUCCUGAAGGUUUAUCUCUACACCCAGUGCCUGAAUGACCCGGAGAGGCAGGCGGAGGCGGGGGCCCUGCGGGCGCAGUGGCAGGGGCUGGAGCUGCUGCGGGUGGUCGUGCUGACGGGGGUCUUGGCCAUGGUGGGACCCCGGGUGGCCGCGCUGGUGGUGCUGGAGUUCUCCCUGCGCGCUGUCUCCACCCUCCUCUCCCUCGGCAAGGGCUCCCACAGCAGCCAGCUCUACCUGCUGUGCCAGUACUCGCUGGGCUGCGGGCUGUCCUGCAGCCUCAGCUUCCUGCUGGAAGGGGCUCCCCACAGCACCAGCAACCUGGGGCUGGCGGCGGGGCUGGCGGGGCUACUGGCCACCUACUCCCGCCGCCUGGCCGGCCACGUCUGCACCCUGUACGAGCUGCACAGCCGAGCGCGGUACUGCGGGCUGUGCCUGCUGCUGCUGGCCUCGGGGCACGGGCUGCCCCGCCUGCUGCGCACCGCGCUGGCUCUCACCUUCGCCGUGGCCGGGCUGGCCGCCGUGGCCCUGAUCAACCGGGACUUCCUCUCCACGGCCGAGGCCGUGCGGUUCUGGACCCCGCUCACCAUCUGCUACACGCUGCUGGUCGUCUACAUGCAGGAGGGGCCGCGGCAGAGUGUUUACCAGACGGUGCUGGUGAGGAUGGGCGGCCUCUUCAUCCUCCUCCUCACCGUGGGCCGCUGGGCUGACGUCCUGCACAUCCUGCUCUCGCUGCUGGGCGAGUUCUGGUGCCUCCUUCACACCAGAGUGAUGCUGGAGUCGUGCCGGCGGCAGGAUUUUGCCCAGCAGUCGGGGCUGGAGAGGCGGUUGGGAUCGGAAUCGCCGUCGUCGGAGGCAUCGUGAUAAGCUGCGGGGUGUGACCGGGCAUCAGGAACUCAGGGUGACUUCACCUGGCUCCCCGAAACCUGGGAACCCCCUAAAACCUCCCCGUCGCAGAUCCCCCAUGGGGAUGAAGGAAAAAGGACUCCUGGAAGGUGCUGGACACCAUCCCAUGGAAUGGGGGAGAUUAGGAGGAUGCUCACAUAGCCCCUAGUUUUUGGGGAGGCCCCGCGAUACUGUGGUGGUGCUGGGGGUUUGCUCCCUGGUCCUGUUGGGGACAUGGAAUGCUGGUGGAUGUGCCUGUCCUCAGUGGCUGUGGGGUCACAUUGUCACAGUGCUGGGGCCACCAAGGGCUUGUAAAUCUUGGAAAAUAAAGCUUUUUCCAGUAAAAUCCA